AGAGCGGCUCUUUUAAUGAGGGUUGCGACGUCUCCCUCCCCACACCCAUAAACCAGCCGGGUUGGACGUCACCGCUAAUUCGUUUCAGCGAUGAUAGGAUAAAGGGGGGACAUUAAGAAAUAAAUUCCCCCUCGCGACCCUCGGUGAGCUCACGGCUCAGUCUCUACAUAUUUAUGCCGCGUUUCCAGCCGCUGGGCGAGGAGCUACUUAGCGCCGCGGCUCCUCCGAGGGGCGGCCGGGCGGCGAACGGCGGCCGAGCAGACGGGCUCCAGAAACCCUAGAUCAGAUCUGCAUGUAACAGGCUGGUGACCAAGAUGCCCAGAGAAUAGUCCACAUCCAUCAUGCGUCACUUCUAGACACAUCCACCAGACUCUUCUCCUCCCCAGUCUGCCUGACCUAUUGCUUAGGGACGCGUCCCACCACUUCUGCUGACGUCUGCCUGGUCAACCAUCACUUCCUUGGAGAACAAGGAGGGAGACAAACCCAUGAAAUCAUGCCACCAACAGCAGAACGGCAAUGAGUGGGUGACGCUGAGUUGACGUCAAAGACAGAGAAGACUGAAUCCUCUGCAGCACCUGUCCCCCCAGAUCCCCCUCUCGGCACAGCCUGAAGCCUGCUCUGCCUGGUACAGUCAUCUGGGCUUGAUACGCUCUGUGGUCUGCAGACAGGACCCUGGGAAGGCAGACGCCAUGGAGGAUCACCUGUUUGGUGUUCAGCAAAUCCAACCCAAUGUCAUCUCUGUCCGCCUCUUCAAGCGCAAAGUGGGGGGUCUGGGAUUCCUGGUGAAGGAACGGGUCAGCAAGCCCCCUGUGAUCAUCUCCGACCUGAUUCGAGGGGGUGCCGCAGAGCAGAGCGGCCUCAUCCAGGCCGGAGACAUCAUCCUUGCAGUCAACGGCCGGCCCCUGGUGGACCUGAGCUAUGACAGUGCCCUGGAGGUGCUCAGGGGCAUUGCCUCUGAGACCCAUGUGGUCCUCAUUCUGAGGGGACCCGAGGGCUUCACCACGCACCUGGAGACCACCUUCACUGGGGACGGGACCCCCAAGACCAUUCGGGUGACACAGCCCCUGGGUCCCCCCACCAAAGCCGUUGAUCUAUCCCACCAGCCAUCGGCCAGCAGAGAGCAGCCACUGUCAGUGGACAAGGCCAUAGGUCCCGGGAAUGGGCCUCAGCAUGCCCAAGACAAUGGGCAGGAAGCUGGCUUGCUCCCCCACACCAAUGGCCUGGGCCCCAGGCCCCCACACCAGGACGCUGCCAGGAAAAGUGCCAGCCUCCAACACAGUGGGGAGGACAAUGAACUGCUCCGAGAGAUAGAGCCUGUACUGGACCUGCUCAGCAGCGGAGGCCAAGGCACCAAGGCAGGGGAACCUGCCAAGGCAGAGACGAGAGAUGCAGGAGUCCAGGUGGACAGAGAUCUGGAGGGCAAGUCGCACAAACCUCUGCCCCUCGGCGUGGAGAAUGACCGAGUCUUCAACGACCUUUGGGGGAAGGGCAGCGUGCCCAUUGUCCUCAACAACCCGUAUUCAGAGAAGGAGCAGCCCCCUGCCUCGGGAAAACAGUCCCCCACGAAGAAUGGCAGCCCCUCCAAGUGUCCCCGCUUCCUCAAGGUCAAGAACUGGGAGACUGACGUGGUUCUCACUGAUACCCUCCACCUUAAGAGCACGUUGGAAACAGGAUGCACCGAGCACAUCUGUGUGGGGUCUAUUAUGCACCUUCCUCAGCAUAUACGAAGGCCUGAAGAUGUCCGCACAAAAGAACAGCUCUUCCCUCUCGCCAAAGAGUUUAUCGAUCAGUACUACUCAUCAAUUAAAAGAUUUGGCUCCAAAGCCCACAUGGACAGGCUGGAAGAGGUGAACAAAGAGAUUGACACCACCAGCACCUACCAGCUCAAGGACACGGAGCUCAUCUACGGGGCCAAGCAUGCCUGGCGGAAUGCCUCCCGCUGUGUUGGCAGGAUCCAGUGGUCCAAGCUGCAGGUGUUUGAUGCUCGAGACUGUACCACGGCUCAUGGGAUGUUCAACUACAUCUGCAACCACGUCAAGUAUGCCACCAACAAAGGGAACCUCAGGUCUGCUAUCACCAUAUUUCCACAGAGGACAGACGGCAAGCAUGACUUCCGAGUCUGGAACUCCCAGCUCAUCCGCUAUGCCGGCUACAAGCAGCCUGAUGGCUCCACCCUGGGGGACCCAGCCAAUGUGGAGUUCACAGAGAUUUGCAUACAGCAGGGCUGGAAACCCCCCAGAGGCCGCUUCGAUAUCCUGCCACUCCUGCUCCAGGCCAACGGCAACGACCCUGAGCUCUUCCAGAUCCCUCCAGAGCUGGUGUUGGAAGUGCCCAUCCGGCACCCCAAGUUUGAGUGGUUCAAGGACCUGGGGCUGAAGUGGUAUGGCCUCCCCGCUGUGUCCAACAUGCUUCUGGAGAUUGGCGGCCUGGAAUUCAGCGCCUGUCCCUUCAGCGGCUGGUACAUGGGAACAGAGAUCGGUGUCCGUGACUACUGUGACAACUCGCGCUACAACAUCCUGGAGGAAGUGGCCAAGAAGAUGAACUUGGACAUGAGGAAGACAUCAUCCCUGUGGAAGGACCAGGCUCUGGUGGAGAUCAAUAUUGCAGUUCUCUACAGCUUCCAGAGUGAUAAAGUGACCAUUGUUGACCAUCACUCUGCCACCGAGUCCUUCAUUAAGCACAUGGAGAAUGAAUACCGCUGUCGGGGGGGCUGCCCUGCUGACUGGGUGUGGAUUGUGCCCCCCAUGUCUGGCAGCAUCACCCCCGUCUUCCACCAGGAAAUGCUCAACUACCGGCUCACCCCUUCCUUCGAAUACCAGCCUGAUCCUUGGAACACCCACGUCUGGAAAGGCACCAAUGGGACCCCCACAAAGCGGCGGGCCAUCGGCUUCAAGAAACUGGCAGAAGCUGUCAAAUUCUCAGCCAAGCUGAUGGGGCAGGCAAUGGCCAAGAGGGUCAAGGCAACCAUCCUCUAUGCCACAGAGACAGGCAAAUCGCAGGCCUAUGCCAAGACCUUGUGUGAGAUCUUCAAACAUGCCUUUGAUGCCAAGGUGAUGUCCAUGGAAGAAUAUGACAUUGUGCACCUGGAACAUGAAACUCUGGUCCUGGUGGUUACCAGCACCUUUGGCAAUGGAGACCCCCCUGAGAAUGGGGAGAAAUUCGGUUGUGCCUUGAUGGAAAUGAGACACCCCAACUCUGUGCAGGAGGAGAGGAAGAGCUACAAGGUCCGAUUUAAUAGCGUCUCCUCCUACUCUGACUCCCGCAAAUCAUCAGGUGAUGGGCCUGACCUCAGGGACAACUUUGAGAGUGCUGGACCCCUGGCCAACGUGAGGUUCUCAGUGUUCGGCCUUGGCUCACGGGCGUACCCUCACUUUUGCGCCUUUGGACAUGCCGUGGACACCCUCCUGGAAGAGUUAGGAGGGGAGAGGAUCCUGAAGAUGAGGGAAGGAGAUGAGCUCUGUGGGCAGGAAGAGGCUUUCAGGACCUGGGCCAAGAAGGUCUUUAAGGCAGCCUGUGACGUGUUCUGCGUGGGAGAUGACGUCAACAUUGAGAAGGCGAACAAUUCCCUCAUCAGCAAUGACCGCAGCUGGAAGAGGAACAAGUUCCGCCUCACCUAUGUAGCCGAAGCUCCAGAACUUACACAGGGUCUAUCCAAUGUCCACAAAAAGCGAGUCUCAGCCGCUCGACUCCUUAGCCGUCAAAACCUCCAGAGCCCUAAAUCCAGCCGAUCAACUAUCUUCGUGCGUCUCCACACCAAUGGCAAUCAGGAGCUACAGUACCAGCCAGGGGACCACCUGGGCGUCUUCCCCGGCAACCAUGAGGACCUCGUGAAUGCCCUAAUUGAGCGGCUGGAGGAUGCACCUCCUGUCAACCAGAUGGUCAAAGUGGAGCUGCUAGAAGAGCGGAACACGGCUUUGGGCGUCAUCAGUAACUGGACCGAUGAGCACCGCCUCCCGCCCUGUACCAUCUUCCAGGCCUUCAAGUACUAUCUGGACAUCACUACGCCACCCACACCCCUGCAGCUGCAGCAGUUUGCCUCCCUGGCCACCAGCGAGAAGGAGAAGCAACGUCUGCUGGUCCUCAGCAAGGGUUUGCAGGAGUAUGAGGAAUGGAAGUGGGGCAAGAACCCCACCAUCGUGGAGGUGCUGGAGGAGUUCCCGUCCAUCCAGAUGCCGGCCACCCUGCUCCUGACCCAGCUGUCCCUGCUGCAACCUCGCUACUAUUCCAUCAGCUCGUCCCCAGACAUGUACCCCGACGAGGUGCACCUCACCGUAGCCGUUGUCUCCUACCGCACCCGAGAUGGAGAAGGACCAAUUCAUCACGGCGUGUGCUCCUCCUGGCUCAACCGGAUACCGGCUGAUGACGUGGUCCCCUGUUUCGUGAGAGGUGCGCCCAGCUUCCACCUGCCCCGAAAUCCCCAAGUCCCCUGCAUCCUGAUUGGCCCAGGCACUGGCAUCGCUCCUUUCCGAAGCUUCUGGCAGCAGCGGCAAUUCGACAUCCAACAUAAAGGAAUGAGUCCUUGCCCCAUGGUCCUGGUCUUUGGGUGCCGGCAAUCCAAGAUAGAUCACAUCUACAGGGAGGAAACCCUACAGGCCAAGAACAAGGGGGUCUUCAGAGAACUGUACACAGCCUACUCCCGGGAGCCAGACAAACCAAAGAAGUACGUGCAGGACAUCCUGCAGGAGCAGCUGGCUGAGCGCGUGUACCGAGCCCUGAAGGAGCAAGGGGGCCACAUUUACGUCUGUGGGGAUGUCACCAUGGCUGCCGAUGUCCUCAAAGCCAUCCAGCGCAUCAUGGCCCAGCAGGGGAAACUCUCAGCAGAAGAUGCCGGCGUGUUCAUCAGCAGGCUAAGGGAUGACAACCGCUACCAUGAGGAUAUUUUCGGAGUCACCUUGCGAACAUACGAAGUGACCAACCGCCUUAGAUCUGAGUCUAUCGCCUUCAUUGAAGAGAGCAAAAAAGACACCGAUGAGGUUUUCAGCUCCUAACUGGAUCCUCCUGCCCAGGUGGAUGGCGGGGUGGCUGCCCCAAAUGCUCCAGCGG
Messenger RNA from Galeopterus variegatus (Sunda flying lemur), 5043 nucleotides. It is a transcript of the gene NOS1, whose product is annotated as nitric oxide synthase 1 (neuronal). Gene Ontology annotation, molecular function: nitric-oxide synthase activity; heme binding; FMN binding. The record is from RefSeq and is a predicted model, not a curated record. Bases 690 to 4988 code for a protein of 1432 amino acids. Lineage: Eukaryota; Metazoa; Chordata; Mammalia; Dermoptera; Cynocephalidae. The transcript has 29 exons. Gene Ontology annotation, biological process: nitric oxide biosynthetic process.